Molecule: messenger RNA, 1026 nt
Organism: Thalassophryne amazonica
Lineage: Eukaryota; Metazoa; Chordata; Actinopteri; Batrachoidiformes; Batrachoididae
Gene: hoxa10b
Product: homeobox A10b
Exons: 2
Coding region: 1-1026 (341 amino acids)
Biological process (GO): regulation of transcription by RNA polymerase II
Cellular component (GO): nucleus
Molecular function (GO): RNA polymerase II cis-regulatory region sequence-specific DNA binding; DNA-binding transcription factor activity, RNA polymerase II-specific
Source: RefSeq, a predicted model, not a curated record
AUGUCAGCCAGAAAGGGCUAUCUUCAUCUUCCGUCAAAUUAUACCACAGCGAUGACAUGCCCCAACAACCAAGCCGCAAACCCGUUUUUCGUGGACUCCUUAAUCAACACCGGGUCAUAUUACCAAAGUAACGGCGUGUAUUUGCCACCGGCGUCGGACUAUUCAUAUGGACUGUCCGGUGGCGCGUGUUUCCCGGGGAUCGGUAAGCGAAACGAGCCGAACAGCCAAAGCGUGAUCCCGUCCUCGGCUCCGUAUGGGACGGAGACGUGGCUGGAGACGUCGAGGUCCUGCCGCGGAGACGAGCCGAGCGGCCAGCACAUGGCUCAGUGUUCGUUCUCCCCGAGCAUAAAAGAAGAGAGCUCAUACUGCCUGUACGAGUCCGACAAAUGUUCGAAAGGAACCACGGUGGACGACUACACGGCUGCCUCAUGCCCCGUUACCGGCAGCACCGUGCCUGUCCCCGGCUACUUCCGCCUGUCUCAGACCUACGCGUCCUCCAGGCUUUACCACGACGCGCACCCCAACGUGAAUCACUUUACGCCGCAACGACCCGCGCGCGUGGAGUCUCAGAAUUCCCAGCCUGCGAUCGAUUCUCUGGAUCCCGAUCGGAGGGAGAACCACGAAGAGGCGCCCGUGCCUGCGCCGUGCGUCCCGGCCAGGGAGGAGGACAGCCGUCUGUGCUCCGAAGGCUCGUCCUCGCCUGAACCCGCGGAGCACUGCGGAGAGGAUUGUCCGGAAAAGACCGUCAAAGGAGAAGGUAAGAGUGAGAGCACCGCGAACUGGCUGACCGCUAAGAGCGGCCGGAAGAAGCGCUGUCCUUACACCAAACACCAGACUCUGGAGCUGGAGAAGGAGUUUCUCUUCAACAUGUACUUGACUAGAGAGCGCCGUCUGGAGAUCAGCCGCAGCGUGCACCUCACUGACAGGCAAGUCAAAAUCUGGUUCCAAAACAGGAGGAUGAAACUUAAAAAAAUGAGCCGGGAAAACAGGAUCCGAGAGCUCUCCGGCAACUUUACCUUCUCCUGA